AUGACAUGUACAAUCACAGUCAUCAGGAAGAAGUUCAAGUGUCCCUAUUGCAGCUUCUCAGCCAUGCACCAGUGCAUCUUGAAAAGGCAUAUGCUCCACACAGGAGAACGACCCUACCCGUGUGAAAUUUGUGGGAAGAAAUUCACCCGACGGGAGCACAUGAAGCGGCACACUUUGGUUCACAGCAAAGACAAAAAAUACGUCUGCAAAGUCUGCAGCCGGGUGUUCAUGUCCGCCGCCAGCGUGGGCAUCAAGCACGGUUCCCGUCGCCACGGCGUGUGCACAGACUGUUCCGGUCAUGGCAUGGCUGGCCGCUUGGAAGCCAGUGGGGGAGACGGGUCCCCGGAUGGAUUGUUCGGCGAGGGCCCUUACGCUGAAGACCCCGACGACCUCAAGGCGGAAGGAGACGAGGAGGAGGAAGACGACCUGAAAUGGAAAGAGGAGAUGGAGAUUUCACAAGACGAGGCCAUCUUGGAAAACGACAAAGAUGGCGCUGACUCUGCCCUGGAGAACCCUGGGGAGGCCGAGAAGGAUUUCGCUUGGAUUUCUUAGGGAUUGGGGGGGGGGUUCCUGCCGGUUUGGGGAUCGCACGGUGGAAAGAGCUGUAUCAGGAAAGCUGCAGCAGCCUCGCGAUUGUCCCCGUGUAUAGAAACGUACUAUGUGUGAGGACCUUUUUUUUUUUUUUUUUUUGGUCAAAGAUAAGUUCUCUGUCGGAUUUUUGCAUCAAUAAGCAUUUUCCCUCGAUGCUGUCACUUCCUUCUCUUAAAUCCUUCCAACCGUUUUAAAAAUAGGAAAAGGAGAAAAUAAUAUAUAUAUAUUAUUUUUCCACGGUCAAACU
Molecule: messenger RNA, 838 nt
Organism: Thamnophis elegans (Western terrestrial garter snake)
Lineage: Eukaryota; Metazoa; Chordata; Lepidosauria; Squamata; Natricidae
Product: zinc finger and BTB domain-containing protein 46-like
Biological process (GO): regulation of transcription by RNA polymerase II
Cellular component (GO): nucleus
Molecular function (GO): RNA polymerase II cis-regulatory region sequence-specific DNA binding; DNA-binding transcription factor activity, RNA polymerase II-specific
Source: RefSeq, a predicted model, not a curated record